UCUGUGAUCAUGUGCAUCUUCCACAUCUUCGUGGUGUGCGUUUGGGUCCUCCUGGGCUUCUGACCCGCGCCGUGUGUGCGCGGGACCCCAGCCCUAAGUGUCUUACUGUGUCUGUGAGCGUUUUUGUAUUCUGAGUGUGUGCAAGGGCUUUCGCCCGCCUGGCUCGGUUCCUGAGACUUGCGCUAAGCGGGCCUGUGCGAGUGCCGCCGCCUCCGCCUCCAGCCGCGUGCUGUCCUGUGUGCGGACCGCGUGCCCAUCGUGCGCAGAAGCCCAGCGCAGCCCCCGGAGCAGCCCCUGCACCGCCUCCGCUCCCCGGACCGCGACCCAGGCCGCCCCGAGAUGAUCGCGACCGGAGCCCUCCUGCGCGUCCUCUUGCUCCUGCUGGCUUUCGGCCACAGCACCUAUGGGGCUGAAUGCGACCCACCCUGCGACCCUGAAUAUGGAUUCUGCGAGGCUGACAAUGUCUGCAGGUGCCAUGUUGGCUGGGAGGGUCCCCUCUGUGACAAGUGUGUAACUGCCCCUGGCUGUGUUAAUGGAGUCUGCAAGGAACCAUGGCAGUGCAUCUGCAAGGACGGCUGGGAUGGAAAAUUCUGCGAAAUAGACAUUCGGGCUUGCACCUCAGCCCCCUGCGCCAACAACGGAACUUGCGUGGACCUCGAGAAAGGCCAGUAUGAAUGCUCCUGCACCCCCGGGUUCUCUGGAAAGGACUGCCAGCACAAGGCUGGGCCCUGCGUGAUCAAUGGCUCUCCCUGCCAGCACGGAGGAGCCUGCGUGGAUGAUGAGGGCCGGGCUUCGCAUGCUUCCUGCCUGUGCCCCCCUGGCUUCUCAGGCAACUUCUGUGAGAUCGUAACCAACAGCUGUACCCCUAACCCAUGCGAGAACGAUGGCGUCUGCACCGACAUCGGGGGUGACUUCCGUUGCCGCUGCCCAGCUGGAUUCGUCGACAAGACCUGCAGCCGCCCGGUGAGCAACUGCGCCAGUGGCCCGUGCCUGAACGGGGGCACCUGCCUCCAGCACCCCCAGGUGAGCUUCGAGUGUCUGUGCAAGCCCCCGUUCAUGGGUCCCACGUGCGCGAAGAAGCGCGGGGCUAGCCCCGUGCAGGUCACCCACCUGCCCAGCGGCUACGGGCUCACCUACCGCCUGACCCCCGGGGUGCACGAGCUGCCUGUUCAGCAGCCCGAGCACCACAUCCUGAAGGUGUCCAUGAAAGAGCUCAACAAGAGUACCCCUCUCCUCACCGAGGGACAGGCCAUCUGCUUCACCAUCCUGGGUGUGCUCACCAGCCUGGUGGUGCUGGGCACCGUGGCCAUCGUCUUUCUCAACAAGUGCGAGGCCUGGGUGUCCAACCUGCGCUACAAUCACAUGCUUCGCAAGAAGAAGAACCUGCUGCUACAGUGCAACAGUGGCGAGGAGCUGGCGGUCAAUAUCAUCUUCCCCGAGAAGAUCGACAUGACCACCUUCAACAAGGAGGCUGGUGAUGAGGAGAUCUAAGCAGCGUUCCCCACCCCACCCCCCAGGCCCUCCUCUAUGAUCGGGGUUCCUUAGAGCUCUCUAUGCGGUCUGUGCUUUUGUGGUGGAGUUUGCCCUAUUGUGUGGAAUCUAGUGAACGCUUUGCUUACAUAUAUUGUCUUGUGUUGCUGUGUGCCAUGCUAUCACGCUAUCUAAGAACCCCUCCCUCCCUAUUAAUGCAUGAUAAUGAAUAAUAAUAAGAAUAAUAAUAAUAAGAAUUUCAUCUCUAAAUGA
Molecule: messenger RNA, 1743 nt
Organism: Mastomys coucha (southern multimammate mouse)
Lineage: Eukaryota; Metazoa; Chordata; Mammalia; Rodentia; Muridae
Gene: Dlk1
Product: delta like non-canonical Notch ligand 1
Exons: 6
Coding region: 340-1491 (383 amino acids)
Molecular function (GO): Notch binding; calcium ion binding
Source: RefSeq, a predicted model, not a curated record